Molecule: messenger RNA, 1961 nt
Organism: Sebastes umbrosus (honeycomb rockfish)
Lineage: Eukaryota; Metazoa; Chordata; Actinopteri; Perciformes; Sebastidae
Gene: syngr2a
Product: synaptogyrin 2a
Exons: 4
Coding region: 125-796 (223 amino acids)
Cellular component (GO): synaptic vesicle membrane; neuromuscular junction
Source: RefSeq, a predicted model, not a curated record
AAGUUGGUCAGGAAGCUGUCAGACUAAAAUCGAAACCGUCCCAACUUUGAGAGGAACACUUUCUCCCUUUCUCCCUUUCUGCAGCUCGUCUUUAAAUCUACAGCAGGUUUUUUGGGCUGAUAAGAUGCAGAGCACUGCAUACGGGGCGUCGUUGGCUGGCGGUGCUUUUGACUUCAUCAGUUUUCUAAAACAGCCUCAAACCAUCCUGCGAUGCCUGAGCUGGUUAUUCUCCAUCGUGGUCUUUGCGUCCAUCACAGCAGAAGGCUACGUUAACCCGUUAAAGGAGUCAGACACAAAAUGCAUGUUCAACAACAACGACAGCGCCUGCAGCUACGGGGUCGGGGUCGGAGUCCUGGCCUUCUUGGCUUGUGUCAUCUUCCUCAUACUGGACGCCUACUUCCCAAAUAUCAGCAAUGCCAAGGAGAGAAAGUUCAUUGUUAUAGGAGAUUUGGGCUUCUCAGCUGCGUGGACGUUCCUGUGGUUCGUCUGCUUCUGUGUCCUGGCCAGCCAGUGGUCCAAAACCGCUGACGUGUCUGCCGUCGCUGGUGAUGCCGCCCGCGCCGUCAUAGCCUUCUCCUUCUUCUCGAUCAUCACCUGGGGUCUCUUGUCCUACUUUGCAUUUGGAAGGUAUCGCCAAGGUGUCAGUGAGUUUGACCAGGAGUACAGAGACCCAGCCAACGACCACAAUUCUCCGUACCCACCCUCUCCGUACUCCAGCGGCCCCACAGGCUACCAGCAGUCGCCUUUUUCCCACAACCAGGAGCAGCCGGGAGACUACCAGCCUCCAGCUUAUUGAAGGACUGAGAUUUAAACACACGAAUCCAACAGGGCAGUUUGCUUCUUUUUUUUUUUUUAAAUAAAAAUGUGUGCCAAUGGUUUCAUUAACAGCUCCGAUUGUUCUCUUGAACUCCCAUUUACUUCCUGCAGAACACGUUUGCAUACUUUUGGCUGCACUGAUGUUUUUUUUAGAUCAUUACAUUGUUGUGAGUUGUGUGGUGGAUGUUUGCUGUGUUGUUCAAAGUGCCACACGGAGCAGGUGAAGAUAUUUUUUGUUGUUGUUUGGAGAUUGUCUUGGUAAGAGAGAGAGAAAUGAGCGUGCCAUUGUUGUCUUUAUACCAAACCAGCUAUUUCAGUGCCCCUUUUUUGUUUAGCUUAUGAGUGCGAGCUGUUAACUUCAAAGCACUAAUCAACAAACAGGUUAGGAUUCACUUUGUCGCCGGGAAAUCUGCUUUGCAUUUUUAAGAUGGACAAAAGAAUUUUUUUUUAAUGAAUAUGUUAGUAUUUAGCACAUAUAAAUAUCUUUUCUUUACUCUGAGAUUCACACACAGCAGGUAACUUAGCAAUGCAGUUCUGUACAUACUGUUUUUUCGACCACCAAACAAACCCAUAUCAUUUAAUCAAUGGGUGCAAUGAACAUGUUCCCUCUAACUACUGUUGCUCUUUUUCUUAAUAAUCAACCACUUGAAAAUGGCUUUUAUGCACUGAAAAGCACAAUUCAUUCAUUCUUUGGGGGCAGUUAAUUGCCAAUAUCUGAUCUGAGAUUGUUAGUUUUUUAUGUUUUAAAUCCAAUUCUGCCACAAUAACUUCUUAAUGUUAGUAUUUAAGGGUUUUUAUUUUAAGGUAGCCAAACCAUUGAUUUGUAUCAGCUACCUCUGUAGAAGUUGAAUGGGCCUUUCUUGAGUUCACGUAUCCAAUUCAGCCAUAAUUUGGUUUCAGGAAUUCAGUGAUGUUGUGGUAAAUUGAUAUAUUUAUUAGCUUACUUAAUCCUUUCAGUCUGGGUACAUGACAAUCGAGCUGUAAUUUGUUUACUCUUUCCUCUUGCUUUUCUUACACUGUAGUUGCACGUGUUGCAGUUUCACUGUUGUGCUCAAUGGCUUUACAAUAAUUAUUAAAGUGCCUUUAUACAGUGUUCUGUAUCACACAGGGGGGGUGUGCCAAAUAAAAACUUUUGUCGUUUUGAA